AGCAAAAGCAGGGAAAAAUAGGAAGAAACAGAAAAGGAAAACGUAAAAGAAAGAGAGAAUGAAAAAGGCAAAUCAAUGAAGAAUUAAAGGGAAAACCACAAAGGUUUUGAUUCAAAUUCUCUCAAACGGAAUCAAUAGGAGUUGAUGGUUUCUCCUUUCUUCCCCCUCUACUUAAGCUAGUGUCGGAACACAUCUCAAACUUUCUCUACAAUCACUUGUUUUUGAUUCGAUAAAGGAAAGAGAAAAACGAAAACGAGGAAAUUAAAUAUAAAGUUUUUGAAGCCAUCACUCCACCACCAACAUCAUUAUUAGUUCUUUUGAUAGUUUGUUGGUGAGGGAGAACGGCCAUGAACCGAGGAGUGUUGCAGAGCUCACCACUGCAGCAAAUGACGGCUGGAAACCUUAACUGGUGGAACAUCAACAGUACCAUGCGUCCACCGCCGACAACUCAUCUACAACCACCUUCUCAUUUCUUACCUCCUUCUCCCCCUACUUUAUUCCCUCAAUUCACUCCCACUCCCACUUCUUCUUCUUCCUCCUCUUGGAAUGAUAAUAACCAGGAGCUUCCUCAGUCAUGGAGCCAACUACUCUUUUGUGGACUGAUGGGUGAAGAAGAAAAGGGUGGCAUAGGCCAGUUUCAAGUUCAACCCAAGAAGUUGGAAAACUGGGAAGAACAAGCAUUACAACAAACUUCAAAUGCUAUUUCUGCUGUGGAUGUGAAGCAAGAAAACCCAAAUAAUUAUGUGUAUGGUCAUGCAAAUGAAGAUUUUCAUCAUCAGGCAAGUAAGCCAGCUUGGUCUCAUCAAAUAAUGGCUACUUCUUCAGCUUUAUCCCCCAAGUCAGGUGUAACUAGUUUCAGUAGUAAGAUGUUGGAAUUUUCUGGCAACAAAGCUGAUGCAAGGCAGCCACACCCAGAUCGGUCUUCUGAGUGUAACAGCAGUGCAAGUGGUGGGGCAUGGAAGAAAGCUAGGGUUCAACCGUCUGCAACCCAAUCCACCUUCAAGGUGAGGAAGGAAAAACUAGGGGACAGAAUUACAGCACUUCACCAGCUUGUGUCUCCAUUUGGGAAGACUGACACAGCCUCCGUCUUGUUAGAAGCUAUUGGGUACAUCAGAUUCCUUCAGAGUCAAAUUGAGGCUCUCAGCUUACCGUACUUGGGCAAUGGUUCAGGAAACAUAAGGCAGCAACAGCCUGUUCAAGGGGAGAGAAAUUGUAUAUUUCCUGAAGACCCUGGUCAGCUGUUGAAUGAAAACUCCAUGAAGAGGAAAGGUGGUCCCGAUCGGCAGAAGGAGUGUGAUGAAGAACCAAAGAAGGACCUUAGGAGUAGAGGGUUGUGUUUGGUUCCUGUGUCAUGCACACUUCAAGUCGGCAGUGACAACGGUGCUGAUUACUGGGCUCCUGCGCUGUGAGGGAUUCCGAUAGAAGAACCCUCGGAAAGGCUAGCAGACUUUAAACAAAACUAAAGAAAUGUAGAAUCAGUGAUGAGAGCUUUCCAUGGGAAAGAACGAUAUAACAUCAUGAGCAGUUACUCUGCAAAGUUGAAAGGCUGAUUGCUCACGAUGCUAUAUAAAUGUUCUUUCUUUUCAACAAUUUGUAGAUGGUUUGUGUGUUAAAUUAAGCUCUAACUGGCCUGAUGAUUUUGAAUAAUUUAAGCUUAUAAUUAUCUAUAUUUUUCUUUCGUUACUUGCAUUAUUAGCUGUUUCUACACUUUUCGCUUUGUUUAUGUGUAUCCUGUUGUAUGAAUUAACCAGUUUAUAAUUCAUACAACUAAAUAUACAUUUGUAUAAAUUUCAUAAUUUAAUGUAUGAAACAAGGUCUUACAUA
Molecule: messenger RNA, 1824 nt
Organism: Gossypium raimondii (Peruvian cotton)
Lineage: Eukaryota; Viridiplantae; Streptophyta; Magnoliopsida; Malvales; Malvaceae
Product: transcription factor bHLH68
Exons: 9
Coding region: 348-1409 (353 amino acids)
Biological process (GO): regulation of transcription by RNA polymerase II
Cellular component (GO): nucleus
Molecular function (GO): DNA-binding transcription factor activity, RNA polymerase II-specific; protein dimerization activity; RNA polymerase II cis-regulatory region sequence-specific DNA binding
Source: RefSeq, a predicted model, not a curated record